This is a messenger RNA of Cynoglossus semilaevis (tongue sole), 883 nucleotides long. RefSeq names its product mitotic spindle organizing protein 1 (gene mzt1). NCBI's taxonomy places the organism in Eukaryota, Metazoa, Chordata, Actinopteri, Pleuronectiformes, Cynoglossidae. The transcript is spliced from 3 exons. Gene Ontology annotation, cellular component: interphase microtubule organizing center; centrosome; spindle. The record is from RefSeq and is a predicted model, not a curated record. Gene Ontology annotation, biological process: microtubule nucleation by interphase microtubule organizing center; gamma-tubulin complex localization; mitotic spindle assembly. Bases 225 to 449 code for a protein of 74 amino acids.
CGGUCCGCAAGUUUAUCAAAAGAAAUGGCCGAAUUGUUAUUAACGUUGAUCUUUUUAUAAAACAUAAUAUUUGGAAUUCUUGCAUUAAGAUAUAAUCAAAUGUUUAUUUGUCCCUGGAGGAAAUUUAAAAAAGAAUUCUGCUUUGUUUCGCGUUAAAGUCUCCCUUGUAUAAUAUUUGAUAGCCAGUUGCUAACUAGCUUCUGCUAACCGUUCUGAAUCAAAACAUGGCAAGUGCGGCAAAUGUAAAUAAUCUGAAUGCAGUCCGAGAGACAAUGGACGUGCUGCUGGAGAUUUCCAGGUUGUUAAAUACUGGUCUGGACAUGGAGUCUUUGUCAAUAUGUGUGAGACUGUGCGAGCAAGGUAUCAAUCCAGAGGCCCUUUCUGCUGUCAUCAAGGAGCUACGAAAAGCUUCUGAGUCCCUCAAGGCGUCUGAAAACACCACAAACUGAUGAUGUCACAUCCUGUUUCGGUAGCUGUCCUAACUUUGGCUUCCACAUCUUACAAUCAGAAUCAUCUUAGUUGGCAAACUUUCCUCUGUGUCACUUCAGUGACCAUUAUGCACUUUUUGUGCUUUGAGUUGUCACUAAGGUUUUUUCUGAGGUGGUAAAAUCCCAAGGCUUCUUCUCACACAUAAGUCAUCUCCACAUAUGAUGAUACAUAUACAUACUGUUUGCCACCAUCAUGUUUUGAUUGGUUUAGUUUCUAAAUGUAUUACAGUUUUCACGUGAUCAUGUAUUUAAUGUGUUUUUUUAGUAAGUGGUUAUUAAAAUUAUUUUGUGUAUUCAGAUUCAACAUGCCUUAUAAAAUACUUUUGCAAAUUCAGGUAUUUAACCAUCGCUGAUGGAGUAAAGUUUAAAAUAAACGUUACAAUCUAUGGCCACUA